Oncorhynchus tshawytscha (Chinook salmon) is the source of this 1107-nucleotide messenger RNA. RefSeq names its product intestine-specific homeobox-like. The transcript has 3 exons. NCBI's taxonomy places the organism in Eukaryota, Metazoa, Chordata, Actinopteri, Salmoniformes, Salmonidae. Gene Ontology annotation, molecular function: DNA-binding transcription factor activity, RNA polymerase II-specific; RNA polymerase II transcription regulatory region sequence-specific DNA binding. Bases 191 to 907 code for a protein of 238 amino acids. The record is from RefSeq and is a predicted model, not a curated record. Gene Ontology annotation, biological process: regulation of transcription by RNA polymerase II.
CCCGAGAGGAAGAGAGCGAUAGAACAAGACAGUGAGAGAGAGAGAGAAACACACACAGAGAGAGCGAGAGAGAAGUAAGUCUGAAUCCUAGACUACAGACAACCAGUGAGGGGACCAGGAGGUGUAACAAAGGAGAGAGUUGUACCCCGUCUACAGAGCUCUGAUUCGCAGGCUGGGUCACCCUCUACGGAUGAGCCUGGAAGUCAGUGGGGAACCAGAUAUCCUGCACCGCCGGCCUAUGUCAGUGCACAAUGGAGGCCCACAGAGACAGACUCCAGAGUGUGUGUCCCUCCCCAAGGUGUUGUCUCACUCCAUCGAGCGGAUCCUGAGGAGAGCACCGUGUCUGGAUGGGGAGGAGAGGGGGGGCGGCGGAGAGGAGGAGAGAGGGAGCAUGGCGGGAGAGACGGGGGCUGUGUGUGUGAAGACCACCGCUGAGCAAGAGCCUAAAGUCAACAGAUGCCCAGUAGAGUCACGGAGCAGCAGUCGGCGGGUACGAACCACAUUCACCUCGGCCCAGCUAGAGGUGCUAGAAAGGUCCUUCCAGGAGAGCCAAUACCCUGACAUAUAUUCCAGAGAACUACUGGCCUCCCAAACACACCUGUCAGAGGCACGAGUACAGAUUUGGUUCCAGAACCGCCGGGCCAAGUGGAGGAAGACUGGAGCUCUGGGAGAGAGCAGAGGAUUGGACAAACUCUUAGACAUCAACCAACAGCCUGAGAGGAUAGUGCCGCUUCCUCCCCUGAUUGGAUCCCUACAAACCAGGCCACACCCACUACGGCACAAGAUCUUCAUCUCCAGGCCUCCCUACCAUCCCAUUGGUGUUUACCAGAACUUCCUGCCCAAGCUCCACCCAGCCCUGGUACCCUACUCUGAGCCCUACCUGCUUCCCCUCCCAGCCCAGUCCUAGUUGACCCCAAUGACACACACCAUACCUGGACACACACUCAGCUGACAGACGAACACACCGGAUGUCUUGUAUGUCCAAUAUGUCUGUCCCUGUACAUAUGUGUUUUCUGUACGUGAAACAAUUCUACUCAUACAGAAAUCUGCUAUUUUCAUUAAUUUCAUACAAAGUAUCAUAAAUAAAGGUCUUCAGUCUGAGCAUGA